Desarmillaria tabescens is the source of this 2446-nucleotide messenger RNA. RefSeq lists its product as uncharacterized. Gene Ontology annotation, molecular function: damaged DNA binding; ATP binding; DNA helicase activity. The transcript is spliced from 20 exons. The record is from RefSeq and is a predicted model, not a curated record. NCBI's taxonomy places the organism in Eukaryota, Fungi, Basidiomycota, Agaricomycetes, Agaricales, Physalacriaceae. Gene Ontology annotation, biological process: nucleotide-excision repair; positive regulation of mitotic recombination; transcription by RNA polymerase II. The coding region runs from base 6 to 2396 and encodes 796 amino acids. Gene Ontology annotation, cellular component: nucleus.
CACUCAUGAAGUUCUACAUUGACAAUUUACCAAUAAUAUUCCCUUAUGACCGUAUAUAUCCUGAACAAUAUGCCUACAUGUGCGAUCUCAAAAGGACCCUCGAUGCAGAGGGUCACUGCGUCCUCGAAAUGCCGUCGGGGACUGGGAAGACCGUCUCGUUGUUGUCCUUGAUCGUUUCAUACCAACAGUUUCAUCCAGCACGCCGGAAACUUAUAUACUGUUCUCGAACUGUUCCAGAAAUCGAAAAGGCCCUUGCCGAGCUGAAGAGACUGCUCGCAUAUCGAAUAGAGUGCGCCGAGACUGAAGAUGAGAAACAGAAAGAGAGAAGUUUCACGGGACUUGGGUUGACCAGUCGUAAAAACUUGUGCAUCCACCCAGAGGUUUCUAAGGAAAAGAAAGGCAAGGUAGUCGACGCUCGGUGCCGAGAUCUGACAAAUGCUGCCGUCUGUGAAAAAGGAAGAGCGGAUCCGGGCUCUGUGGAAUUAUGUGACUGGCAUGAGAACCUAGGAAAACUUGAGCCUGGAAGUCUGAUUCCUCCCGGAAUAUCAACCUUGGCAGAUGUCCUUCAGUACGGACGCGACAAUACAACAUGCCCUUACUUUACGGUUCGAAGAAUGUUACCUUUCGUAGACGUCAUCAUAUACUCGUUUCACUACCUCCUUGAUCCCAAGGUUGCCGAACAAGUUUCUAAAGAAAUGUCCAAGGACGCAAUAGUUGUAUUCGAUGAGGCACAUAACAUCGACAACGUGUGUAUCGAGUCUCUCAGUAUAGAUCUGACGCGACCUAUGUUGGACUCCGCGAGCCGCAGCAUCGGCAAACUUGGUGAAAAGAUAGAAGAGAUCAAAACGACCGACGCAGCAAAACUUCAGAACGAAUACGCUAAGCUUGUUGAAGGCUUACAGGAGGACCCGCAAGUGGAAGACGGUAUGGAUGGAUUUAUGACGAGCCCUGUUCUACCUGAGGAUCUGCUUAAUGAGGCUAUACCCGGGAACAUUCGGAAAGCUGAGCAUUUUAUCGCUUUCCUAAAAAGAUUCGUGGAGUAUUUGAAGACAAGGAUGCGGGUUCUCCACGUCGUAGCUGAAACGCCGCUGUCAUUUCUGCAACACUUGAAGGAUAUCACAUACAUUGAACGCAGACCAUUGAGGUUUUGUGCUGAGAGAUUACAGUCCCUUAUAAGGACCUUAGAGCUCAGCCGUCUAGACGAGCAUGCAUCGUUACAAAAAGUCGCUAGUUUCGCAACGUUAGUGUCGACUUACGAGAAAGGUUUUCUACUCAUUCUGGAACCCUUCGAAACCGAAAAUGCCACUGUACCCAACCCUAUCUUUCAUUUUACGUGCCUGGAUCCUUCGCUAGCCAUCAAGCCCGUAUUUGAGCGUUUCAGCAGUGUGGUAAUAACAUCGGGUACCAUCUCACCCUUGGAUAUGUAUCCAAAGAUGUUGCAGUUCUCCCCUGUGGUACAAGAAACUUAUCCUAUGACGCUGACUCGAAACGCUUUCUUACCUUUGGUCAUCACCAGAGGCAGUGACCAGGUGGCCAUCAGCUCCCGAUUUGAAGUUAGGAAUGACCCCGCAGUUGUUCGCAACUUCGGAAGUAUUCUCGUUGAAUAUAGCAAAAUCGUACCCGACGGAAUUGUGGCCUUCUUCCCAAGCUAUCUUUACAUGGAAUCUAUAGUAGCGGCUUGGAAUGAUAUGGGUAUCCUAAACGAGGUUUGGAAGAACAAGCUCAUUUUCGUCGAAACUCCGGACGCUAACGAGACGAGCAUUGCGUUGGAGAAUUAUAGAAGGGCUUGUGACAACGGGCGUGGAGCUGUACUUCUAUCCGUAGCCAGAGGCAAAGUAUCAGAAGGCAUCGAUUUUGACCACAACUAUGGUCGCGCUGUCAUCAUGUUUGGCGUUCCUUAUCAGUACACUGAGUCUCGAAUUCUGAGGGCCAGACUGGAAUACUUGCGUGAUGCUUACCGGAUACGAGAGUCCGAAUUCUUGGGGUUUGAUGCCAUGCGGAAUGCUGCGCAGUGUGUUGGCCGUGUCCUUAGAGGAAAGACCGACUGGGGUUUGAUGGUGUUUGCAGACAAGCGGUUUGCUCGAGCAGAUAAAAGAGCCAAGCUUCCUCGCUGGAUCAACCAGUAUAUAACGGACACUGCUUCAAAUCUUUCGACCGAUAUGGCGUUGACGCUGUCAAAACUAUUUAUGCGGACCAUCUCCCAGAAUCCAAACGAGAACCAGACAGGUAUCUCCCUCUGGACACUUGCAGACAUUGAAAAGGCUCAGGCGAAGCAAAAGGCUGACGCCAUGGCCAUGGAGGUGGAGCGACAGACGAACGCUAUGGACGAUGAAGACGAGUUCGGAGAUGGAGGUAUCAGCGACCGAAUGCUGGCCGACUUCGAUAUGGAUGCAUAGGCUGGAUGUUACACUAUAGUCAUACAAAUAAUUUAGUGCGUUAAUGGGGA